Molecule: messenger RNA, 513 nt
Organism: Stegodyphus dumicola
Lineage: Eukaryota; Metazoa; Arthropoda; Arachnida; Araneae; Eresidae
Gene: spt4
Product: Transcription elongation factor subunit spt4
Biological process (GO): transcription elongation-coupled chromatin remodeling; transcription elongation by RNA polymerase II; regulation of DNA-templated transcription
Cellular component (GO): nucleus; DSIF complex
Molecular function (GO): zinc ion binding; RNA polymerase II complex binding
Source: RefSeq, a predicted model, not a curated record
ACAGGACAUCUGUCUGACUUUAAUGUGGUAACCUGGUGCUGUUUACUCGUCUCGUGUUUUGAGAUUUGUGUCAUUUACUUGCGAGUGCUACUAUUAAAAUGUCGUUAGAAAGUAUUCCCAAAGAUCUGAGAAAUUUGCGUGCGUGUCUAUUAUGCUCGAUGAUAAAGUCUGCUGAGCAGUUUGAAUUUGAUGGAUGUGACAAUUGUGAAGAAUAUUUAAAUAUGAAAGGCAAUAGAGAACAUAUGGAGAAAGUCACAAGCUCUAAUUUUGAUGGAAUGAUAGCUCUGAUGGGAGGCGAAGAUAGCUGGGUUGCAAAAUGGCAGAGAAUAAGUCGUAAUGCCAAGGGUAUUUACGCCAUCUCUGUCGGUGGUCGCCUGGAGCCACACGUCGUCCGUGAAUUGAAAAGCCGAGGAGUAAUUUAUAGAUCUCGUGAUAACAGUACCCUUUGAAUCUUGUUUUUGUUAUUAAUAUAUUGAUUUGAUGUAAAUAAAAAUUUGCUUGUUUCAUAUGUCA